Messenger RNA from Drosophila hydei, 1623 nucleotides. RefSeq names its product tRNA (guanine(37)-N1)-methyltransferase. The record is from RefSeq and is a predicted model, not a curated record. Gene Ontology annotation, cellular component: cytoplasm; mitochondrial matrix. NCBI's taxonomy places the organism in Eukaryota, Metazoa, Arthropoda, Insecta, Diptera, Drosophilidae. Gene Ontology annotation, biological process: tRNA N1-guanine methylation; mitochondrial tRNA methylation. The transcript has 2 exons. The coding region runs from base 162 to 1577 and encodes 471 amino acids.
UCUGGAACUAGUUCGACGUGAAGCAAACAUCCAGUUCGUUGGUUUUCGCUAGCUUUGUAAUAUCUAAGAAUUAAGCUAUAUUGCUUGAUUGGUUUUGGCUGCCGUUAAGUUAAAUAUUCCCAAAACGUGUAAAACCAACUCAAUGAGACUGCCUUGAUUGCAUGCACGUUUUUUUUUUAAUGUUUUCCGUGGUCACCAGGCCUCCACCCCCUGCAAAAAUCGAACAUUUGCUGUUAAUAAGCAAACGUUUACGCCACUAUUAUCGCAACAUGGACUGCACGGAUCUAUCGCCGCCUGCCUCCGUGCGUGGCAUGCGUGUGCUGCAGCGCGCGGACUUUCAAAAACAUGUGCAAAUCCCUCGACUGCGAGUGCCCGAAUCUCAAGCGCAGCGUGUGAUUCCGCUGGUAAAGAAGCUACUACUUAAAAUGGAGCAUCUGCAGCCAGUACGGGCGGUGGAGAAUCAACGUGAAAUACUGCUGCAUCCAUUGCCUGUUAAGAAUUGGGAAUCACUACCCAUCCUCGAGCUGGAGCAGCAGCAGGUGACGCAAGAUAAUUUCAGUCAUGCAGAACUCGAGUUGAGCUACGAGAAUUGGAGCGCCAAUGAAAUAUUAAAGAGCGUGCUGCCAGAGAACGAAGAGGGACUCUCUUCCUUCUCCCGCAUUGGUCACAUUGUGCACUUGAAUCUGCGUGAUCAUCUGCUGCCAUACAAACAGCUCAUCGGCGAGGUGCUGCGCGAUAAGCUGCCCAAUUGUCGCACCGUAGUCAACAAGGCGGCCUCCAUUGACAAUACCUAUCGCAAUUUUCAGCUAGAGCUCAUUUGCGGUGAGGCGGACUACCAGGUGGAGACCAAAGAGAACGGCGUGCCUUUUGAAUUCGAUUUCUCCAAAGUCUACUGGAACCCACGUCUGUCCACGGAGCACGAGAGGAUUGUUAACAUGCUAAAGCCUAAUGAUGUGCUCUAUGAUGUGUUCGCUGGCGUUGGUCCCUUCAGUGUGCCAGCGGCCAAGAAGCGUUGCAAGGUGCUGGCCAAUGACCUGAAUCCCGUCAGCUACCAGUGGCUGCAGCACAAUGCCAAGCGCAACAAAUGCUUGGCACAUAUCAAAAUGUUUAAUAAGGAUGGUCGAGAGUUCAUGCUGAAGGAGCUGCGGGAGGAUUUGCUAGAGCGUUGGCGCGCUCCAGCCACAGCUGAGCCUUAUAACAUUCAUAUAACCAUGAAUCUACCUGCAAUGGCUGUUGAAUUUCUGGAUGCAUUUCGUGGCUUAUAUACGGCAGAGGAGCUGCCGGAGGAGCCCAACUUUCCGCUAGUGCAUGUCUAUUCCUUUGCCAAGGGAGAGAACACCAAGGCGCUGGUGCAGCAGCUGGUGGAAACUAACCUGGGCGCAGCUUUAGGUGACACACUUCAGGCCAUAAGCUUUGUACGCAAUGUGGCGCCCAACAAGGAUAUGUAUAGAGUCUCCUUUAGACUAAGCCGAACGCUCUUAACCACGCCUAAGCAACUGCCCCGCCAACGUCCCUGUUCCACAGAGGAGGCAGAGGAGGAGCAGCAUGUGGCGGCCACAAAAGUGAAAUGUGUUUGACUAAGUGAACAAUAAAGUUAUAAAUGUUUAUAGAAAACAAAACAAU